Messenger RNA from Paramecium sonneborni, 2628 nucleotides. NCBI's taxonomy places the organism in Eukaryota, Ciliophora, Oligohymenophorea, Peniculida, Parameciidae. The record is from the annotation of a GenBank genome assembly.
AUGUCAUUUAUUCAUAAUUUUGUUUAGAAGGUGCUUCAAUUUAAAGGAACUUAUGAAGAUGCCUUAUUGUAGAUUCAAUCUUUUAUAGCACAGUUAUUUUGUUCCUUAUUUGAAGUAAAGUAGAAUCAAGAAUUACUAAUUUUUAAUGCUUGUAUAAAAAGAAUAGAUUAAGUCUUAAUAAAUCUUCAUGAUUACUUUAUUGGUAAAACAUCUUUAUAUAUCAAUAGAGGCUUCUCUACCAAUAAAAUGUAUAUUUAGAGAUAAACCAUAUACUCAAGAGGGAUUCAUUAGUAGUGAUGAUGAGGUCUAAUAAAUUGUUUAAUCAUCUGUUACUAAAUUGAAAUAGAUCAAUCCUACAGUUGUUUAAGAAACUAAAUUACCUAUUGAUGAAAAAAUUAGAAUGAGGGAUGAUUUAAUUUAAAAAAUGACAAUUGGAUAUUUGAAAGAAGUAUAACAUUUAAGGGAAAUGUUUGUAAGAAAAGAUUUAUUUCCAAAUGAAGAAAUUUUUGAUGUCUCUUAUUAUGAUUAUACAAAUACAUUAGAUCCAAUCAUAAGAUAAUUUAUUUACAACAAAAUUUUAGAUGUUACCUAAUAAUUUAGACUUCAAAUCUAAAAAUUAACUUAAUCAAAUUAAAAGUAUCUCUCAGAGAUUGAAAAAUUAAGAUCAUUAGUCAAAAAAAUUGUUGGUAGUGCAGAAAUUGAAUCUUAAAUCAAAGCGAUUUUAUAAAUAGAUAAAGAUUUAUAUAGAUUUUGGAAAGGAAUAUAAGAAGUAAUAGGAACAUAAUAAAUCUUUGAAGUUUUUGAAAAAAGAAAAUAAGGAUACGGAAUAGAUUAUACUUUAAUUGAUAGAUGUAUAAACAAUAGUUAAGCUUCUGGUAGAAUUUUCACAGAAUUCAAGAUUUAAUUAGAAGGUAAUUAUUAAUUUAAUACUGCUUAGAGUAAUAAUUAAAAUUUACCGAACAAGUUACAAGGGAAUUAAAUAUGAAAAAAAAGGAAAUUGAAGAAUUACAGUAUCUCUUGUAAGAUUAAAAAAAUAAAACAGAAGUAGAUUUUUUAAAGGUCAAAUAUUUUAUAAGAUAAAGUGUAGAGUAGACUUUUUAAAUUGAAUAGAACAAAUGUAAAUAUAAAUAUUUUAUUUUUAAUUUAUUAGGUAUGGAAUAAUAUAGAAAAAAUAUGCAAGAUGCGUUAGAUUUAAUUGCAAGUAAGGAAGAGUAAUCCUUGAUUCGAAAAUGUAUUAAAAGUCAUGCAUUAUACAAAUGGAUUUACUUAGCAAAUAUAAAAAAAUAGUUGAAUUAAAAAAAUACAAGAAGAUCUUUAUCCAAUGACAAAUCUUGCAAAUCAACAAAUGUUUUUGGGUUAAAAGAUGAUAGAGUGAGUAGUUUGAAAAAAGAAUUGAAAAUUUCGAAAGAAAAUCUAUUAGAAGCACAAAUGAAUAUGUAAGAAAGUUAAGGGGAAUUAUAAACUUUAAAAUCUAAUUAUACUAAUUUAAAAUAUAAUUUUGAUAUGUAACUAUCAACUCGGAUAGCUACACAAUAAAUUAAUGUUUAAUUAGAAAAUACUGUAGAUUAUUUUUCCAAGAUAUAUAAAUUUUUAAAAAAUAAAGUCGGUUUAAAUUAUUUCGAAAUAAAUUUAAAAAAUUCUAAAUACUUUUUAGAUAAAUCUGAUGAACAUCUAAAAUUGUUUGAAUAAAAGGUUUAAUCUUUAAAAUCAUAAGAUUAUGAUAUGCUUCAUGAAUUAGUAUAGUAAUUAGCAAAAAGAUAGAUAAUGUAUAAAAAGAUGUAUUCAGAAUUAGAUGUUAAUGCAUUCACAAUGACUGAUAUUUUUGAUAUUAACAAGCCCCUAUAGGAUUCAGAAAAUGAUUUGAAUAAUUAUAUACUAAUUAAAAGUGAUUAAUUAAGAUAAGUUGAAUAUGAUAAUUAAGUGUUUGAAUAAGAAUUAGAAGAAGCAAAAAAAUUAUUUAUAUAAGAGCAAUUAGAAAAGGAAUAAUAAAGAUUAGAAGAGGAGUCAGAACUGGAAAUAAAUUAAGAUAUUGAAGAAUAAAUAUAAGAUAAACAUAAUUUAGAGUAAAAUAAUCAUGAUUCAAGUAAUAAUAAAGAAGAUAGAUAUUUGAAGGAAUCUCUUGAAAGUAAUUUUGAACAUAAGUAAAAUUCUAAUAUUUUCUAAAAACGGUAAAAGGGUUUAUUAAGAACUGAACAAAAUGAAUUUUAGAUAUAUAGAUAACAAGUAGCUAAUACAAAGAUUAAAAUGAGAAAUUAAUAAUAAUAGACUAAUGUAACAAUUGAUUGUACUAAAUGUUAUAAUGAUAUAUUUGAAAGGAUGAAUCCAGAAUUUCAAUAAAAAUAGAAUGAACAUAAAUCUAAAGGGAUGGUUUAAAUUUCAAAAUCAAAAUUUUUUUAAAAUAAAUAUUAAACAAUGGCAUCUAUCUUGAGUUAAUAGAAUGUAAUGAGAAUGUAAUCUGAAAGAUUUAAGAAAGCAGAUAGAACUUAGAUGAAUUAAUCUAUGUAUUCUCAAUAAAACAGGCCUUAAAGUAAAAUUGAGAGAUCAAUAACAUAUAGAGGAGAGAGAGCAUAGAUUAUAAUAACACCAAAAUCUGUUCCAAUAACUUGUAGAAUUAGGUAAAUAAAAUGA